AUGGUUGAAGAUUAUGUGGCAAAAGUGAAGGAAUUGUGGAGUUUAUCAGGAUGCACAUUAAUGUCUGAUAUUUGGACAGACAUAAAAGGUCGCUCAUUUAUCAAUGUGGUUGCUUAUUCUCCGAAAGGGCCUAUCUUUUUAAAGUCUUUUGAAAGGUCGAGUCAUAAAAAUAGUGGUUCUUUUCUUAGAGAUCUACUUGUAUCUGUCAUUGAGGAGAUUGGACCUAAGAAUGUAGUUCAAAUUAUCACAGACAAUGCUUCAAAUUAUGGACUUGCUGGUGAUAUGAUAAUGGGAAGUUAUCCUUACAUAUACAAAAUAAAGUGUGCAGCCCAUGGAGUUCAAUUACUUUUCAAAGAUAUUUAUAAUCAGGUUCAAUGGAUAAGUAAGGUAUUUGAUAAGGCAAAGGAGAUUGUGGAUUAUAUGUGCAGACAUACCAUUGUCUUAAGUUUAAUGAGGGAACAUACAUACAAGGAUUUGAAAAGGUAUUCCAAAACUAGGUUUGCUUCUCAUUUUCUAAUGCUUCAAUCUGUUUUAGAAGCUGAAGAUGGCUUGAGAAACUUAAUUGCAUCAGUUACUUGGAGAAACUUGUCAUAUAGCAAAGGAGCAAUGGCACAAAAUGUGAAGAACAUAAUUCAAGGUAUUGAAUUUUGGAAAGAAGGAAAAGAGGUUAUAUCUUCCUUAGAGUCUCUUGUUAAAAUAUUGCGAUUAGUUGAUAGUGAUGGAUCAAUUGUUGGCUGCAUUUAUGAUGCAAUAGAGAGAGCAAGAAUUGCCAUCAAGAAACAAUGUGAAACUAAUCCUAUCAAAUACAUGCAGUUACGGGACUUAUUUGAGACAAGACAAGAGGAGAAUAUACUUCAUGAGAUACAUGCAGUUGCAGCUUACCUCAACCCAUAUUUAAUGUAUGGCAUGAAAAUAAGUGCUUCUGCAUGUGAACGUAAUUGGAGUGCAUUUGAUGCUGCACAAACAAAAAAGAGAAAUAGAUUAUCACCAAAUAUGUUAGAGGACCUUGUUUAUAUAAGGGUGAAUUCAUUAAUGUUAAAGAAUUCUACUAAUUUUGAGAUACAUGACAAAAAAGUAAUUGAUCUUGAAAAUAUUGUGGAGCUUGAUGAAAAUGUUAAUGAAAGACUUGAGGUGGCUGCAGAUGAAGGUCUUGAGGAGAAUGCAACAGAUAAUAUUGAUGUUGGUGAUACUUCGUGA
Diospyros lotus (date-plum) is the source of this 1197-nucleotide messenger RNA. RefSeq lists its product as uncharacterized. Bases 1 to 1197 code for a protein of 398 amino acids. The record is from RefSeq and is a predicted model, not a curated record. Lineage: Eukaryota; Viridiplantae; Streptophyta; Magnoliopsida; Ericales; Ebenaceae. The transcript has 2 exons.